Molecule: messenger RNA, 1262 nt
Organism: Melanaphis sacchari
Lineage: Eukaryota; Metazoa; Arthropoda; Insecta; Hemiptera; Aphididae
Exons: 6
Coding region: 365-1177 (270 amino acids)
Source: RefSeq, a predicted model, not a curated record
CACCGGGUGGCAGUCCAACACUUCGACAUCGAAAGCCGUUGUUGCCGCAUUGCCGUGUGUCGUCGUGUGCGCGGGUAGCUCAUAGAUCGUAAUAAUACAUUAUAAACUGAAAAUAUUAUAUUAUAUUAGACGAUAUUAUAAGCUCGCUGCCCCGACGCACACACACUCUGCGACGAUUCGUUUUCCGGUGUUUUCGGGGUUGUUUCCGAUCCACCCAGACGCGCAUAGUCUUGUUUUCCCGACGCCGCAUUAGUCCCGGGAUAGUAAGUUUUUCGCGUCCGUGGACCGUCAUUAAUCGCGUGGUUAUUGGCUGCAUUUUCGUAUACAAACAUAGUUCACGUAAUAGCGUAACGUCACAAUCAACAUGCAAGCGAAGAAUAUCAAAUCCGUGAUAAUAGCUUUAGUCCUGGCGGCCAUCAUCUGUACGGCUGCGGGGAAGCCCGCGAAAACCAGCAGACUGGCUAAAUACACGACGCUAUGCAAGCUUUCAGACCCAAAAUUAAGCCAAUGUUUGACUAGUUUAAUGCAAGAUAUUUUAAAGCACGCUAAAACAGGUAUACCUGAACUUAACAUACCCACGUUGGAACCAUUUCUCAUUCAAGAAAUUGAUUUAAAAAUAUUCCAAGGAUUGGGUGCUUCUAUUUUCGGAGGCACGAUUCAAAGAUCCGAUAAAUCUAAGGCGUUUGCACGUAAUUUAAUUAUCCAUCAUUCAUCUGAAUUAGAUAUUCACGAGGUUAAAGUGGAUAUUAAAAAGAACGAAAUUUUCAUCGACUUAACUUUCCCAAAACUUGAAAUAGAAGGAGAGUAUGACGUAAAUUUAAUUAUGUUUAAUAUGCCAAUUAAAAGCACAGGACCCGUAUUCAUAAACGCCACUGAGAUUGCAGUCAAAGCUACAUUGAACGGAAAAACGAUAAAAAGGAAGAAUGUGUCUCAUUUAUUAUUUGACAAUAUUGACAUCAAAGUUGACUUUAAAGACUACUCAAUAUCGAUUCAAAAUUUGUUCAAGAAAGAUCAAAAUCUAAACAGAGCAUUAAACGAUUUGAUCAAGAGCCAAAAAGCUGAGCUAAGGAAACUAACGAUGCCAAUGAUUGAAGAACUAGCCGGUAAAAUGGUACUUUCUAUGAUUAAUCAAAUUUUGACCGGUUUACCGAUUGAAGAAAUUUUUGUAUCAGAGUAGUGUCUGGUAUUAUACCAUAUUUAAUGGUUUACAUUAAAUGUAUUUAUUCUUGAUUUAUUUUUCUGUUAUGUGUAUUUAAUAACUU